Molecule: messenger RNA, 3867 nt
Organism: Oreochromis aureus
Lineage: Eukaryota; Metazoa; Chordata; Actinopteri; Cichliformes; Cichlidae
Product: microfibril-associated glycoprotein 4-like
Exons: 6
Coding region: 2565-3284 (239 amino acids)
Biological process (GO): elastic fiber assembly
Source: RefSeq, a predicted model, not a curated record
CGCCUUUAGACAAUAAUUCUGAUGGCAAAAGAACCAAACGGGACAAAAAUAAAAAAUAAAAAAAAAGAACUGCAUGAGGAAUUUCAGGCCAAAGCCGAAAAAAAAGUCAAGAGAAAAUGUUGUAAAAUCUCUGUGCUUUAUAUCCAAGUUCUUAUUAUUCAGCUGGAGCAGCUGGUCCACUGCAGGUCUGUCGCACGGCGCCCUCUGCUGGCCGAUUGCUGCCAUUACAACCGACUUCAGCUUCUCAGACACAUGAAGGAAGACUUUGAUAAUGAUAAUUUGCAUAAUUAAGAUUAAGGAACUGACCUCCCAGCCCAUUGUUCCUCAGUGGGCUGGUUUCAGUCAUUCUGCAAAUGUACUGUUUAUAAGGUUGGGGAAACCUGCAGUCAGCUGAGACUGAAGAAGUCACCUGGAUGAUGACGAAACGUUUCUCCCACAAAAUGCUACGUCCAGAUGAACAGAAUCAACUUUUGGAGAUUUACCUGUGGAUGGAUCAGGUGGCUCUAACGAUCCAUCAUCAUGUGUCUUUAUACCCACUGGAACACAUCAUUAUAGCCCGUGUCCAUUAGUACCUACUCGGCUCGACUCAGAGAAUCCAGUGACAUCAUUAGUAUGCGACACGACAACAACAAAGGUGGACGUUGAGGCGAUGAUGUAUCUGCUGCUCAGUCUGUGGCUUUUCGUCUCACUCGGGGACCACGGUUUUGUUUUUGGAGACAUUUCCCUUGUUGUCGUGUUCCAAAAAUGGCGGUUUUUAUUUUCGUGAACGAGAAGCUCCCACAACUCAUCGAGUGACACCACUGACCAGCCAAUCGGUGGCAUGCAGUUUGACGACAUCACAUUUUAGUAACUGCUCGGAUCACUUGGAACCCCAGCCGAGCAGGUACUAAAAUAGUACCAGGUUCUGUGACCUAAUGGGAAGCUGUGAAAACUGUGGUGAACCGUGGCGAAUUGAUCCGAGUAGGUACUAUUGGAAAGGGGCGUAUCUUUUCCUUUGACCUGCCGCCUUCUGCCCUCCUCCCCUCACCUUCACAGAUGGCUGCCCCUCCCUGAUCCCAGCUCUGCUCGUGGGGGUCGUUGUUGGGUUUUCUCCUGUAGAGUUUAUCUUGCAGAAUAACGCCCUUCCAGGUGACUGCUGUUAUCAUUUGGUGCUUUAUAAUAAACAUGAAUCUGAACGUGCAUUCCUGUGGGUGCCAGUUCUCCCUGUGCUGACUCAGUCUGCAGUUCUGCUUCUUGAAGUUUCUGUGCUUUUGUUUUCAGUUUGUUGUCCUGAUUGUCCAGCCUUACUGUGUCCCUGACAUUUUGCUUGAUUUUGUGUGUGUAAGCUUCAAACUACUGCAGUGCCUUUUUAUUUCCUGCUUUUCUUCCCAAAGCUUUAAUUCAUCCAUGACUCCUUCCUCUGGAAUCCUGCUGUCGUCCGGCUGCUUUGGCUUGAAGCAAACGGUUUCUUCUGAAGGUCUCUGUCUCUGAUGUGCUUCCUGUUUAUGACUGCUGAUAACACAUGGACUUCCAGUAGGUACAUGAAGGUGUUUCCCACAAACAUUACCAGGAAUGACUUCACCUGAUAACGGCGCUUUGGCGACAUGAUAACAUUCACCGCGGGUGGCCCAGAUUCUACAAACUGCACAUGCCUGGAAGUUUGUUCCUGGGCCAGAGGCUGGACCAUCAGCCCCACGUGGUCUGCAGUCAUGUAUUGAUUUGUUCCCUCACAGUUAUCACACAGUACAAAACAUUACAGAUAACUUAGUGUGAAACUGAAAGUAAGGCCUGUGUCUGACAGCACGCGUGUUCUGGGUGCUGGUUUUCUGUUUGUCAGCGGUUUACUUUCCACUCAGACCUUCAUGUGUUUAUUUGUGUUUUUCACUUUAAAUCCCAGUCACUGCAAACCACAACAGGUUCAGCUUUAGGAAAGAGUCCGGUGUUCCACAUUCACAGUACACUAAUGGCCAACCAACCAAACUACCAACCAACCAACCAAUCAAUCAAUCAAUCAAUCAAUGAGUAAGUGAUUGUGCUGCCAUAAUAACCUGCAGUGUACACACACUCACACCCACUCUUUAAGGACUCUGGUCUGAGCUGUUUGUGUCAGUAACUCAGUACUAAUUCUGACUUUAUGGCUUAUUGUUGUACUUUUAUAGCAGCACACGAGGAAGUACAAACAUGUUUUUGUUGGACUGAUAGAAGAAAAACACAAACAUUAUCUUCUGGUCUAGAACGUGUUUACAGAUUGUAAAGCUGUGUGUGUGAUCAAUCAUUCUGAUCAUUUAUUCUCAUGUUUCUUGCUUCUGUCCUACAUACUGACAGGGUUUUGGCUGAUAUGAAGGACAGUGGAUAUCCAGAGGCUGUGCUAAUGUGGCAGAAUAAUGACUCUAACUCAAAGCUCAAGUUUGACAAUAAGUCAAAGUCCUCAAGGACUAUGUCAGAGCUAAUAAAGGUUAUAAAUCACAUACAGUCAUCUUACCCAGAUUGAACCACACAAAGCGGAUCAGUUAAUUAUUAAUCUUUCCACAUAAAAAGCCCAGACUUGAGGUUUUUCAUCAGAUUGUUUCAGCAGAACUGUGACGAUGAAGCUGCUGUCAGUCCUCCUCCUCCUCCUGGUCUCUCUGCUGAGCAGCUGUGCUCCUCUCGUGCUCCCGCUGGACUGCAGCGAUGUCUACAACCAAGACAGCAGCCGACCCAGCGGCGUGUACACCAUCUAUCCCAUCGGAGCCACGUCUGCUGUCCAGGUGUACUGUGACAUGGACUCACUAAAUGGACGCUGGACGGUGUUCCAGAGGAGGACGGACGGCUCGGUGAACUUCUACAGACCCUGGAGUCAAUACAAGAUGGGCUUCGGUAACCCUGCCAGAGAGUACUGGCUCGGCCUCGAGAGGCUCUUCCACCUCACUCUGAGGAAAAGGUACGAGCUGCUGGUCGACAUGGAGGACUUCAGUGGAAACAAGGCGUUUGCUCGUUACUCCUCGUUCUCCAUCGAUCCAGAGUCCUACGGAUACAGACUGCACGUGUCUGGAUUCAUUAACGGAGGGGCAGGAGACAGUCUGAGUGCUCACAACGGACAGAAGUUCUCCACAUUUGACAAAGACCAGGACAGCUCGUCAGGAAACUGUGCCAAAAGUUUCCAGGGAGCGUUCUGGUACAACAACUGUCACCUAGCAAACCCCAAUGGAGCUUAUCGCUGGGGAGCUGACAGCACUUUAUAUGCUGUGGGAGUGGAGUGGGCACUGUGGAAAGGUCAUGACUACUCCCUGAAGACCAUCAGCAUGAAGAUCCGUCCUGUGCAGUAAAUCUGCAGAAUAAACACAGAGACAUUUAAUAAAUAUAUAACUAUAAAUCUUUUACACAUGACUUUUCACAUUUUUACUUUGUUCAUUUGACGCAUUAACUGCAUUAUGAUUAUGAAUUGAGUGUUUUGUAUGAAACUUAAACCAAAUAAAUCUAUAUGAAGGCUGUUCAAACUGUACUACAGCAGCAAACAUCAAUAUGAAGCAGUUACAGUAAAAAGUGAGACUGUUGCAGAUUUUUAAUGUGUGUUUUCACAGUUUAACAGUGUAAUCAAAGACUCUCUACCUGUUUAUCCAUACAUGACAUACUGUGUACAUGUUGGAUUUACUUCAUUCAACAGUGGACAUUGGUUGCACAUAGAUGUUUUGCUUUGGCAGCAACGUAAACAGUUGAGUUAAAUUAACACAAGUGAUUCAUAUCCAAUAAACCUGAGCAUUUAGUGUUGAUUAAAUGUGACUGAAACGUGUUUUGAUGAACUCAUUUGAGCUCUUGGAAAAUUUGAAUCUAUCACAAUUUUCUCACUUUGUUCCAACACUGUUCAAUAACUUUUACCCCAACACUACUUGGUCACUGAAAUGCUCCAUG